Molecule: messenger RNA, 596 nt
Organism: Selaginella moellendorffii
Lineage: Eukaryota; Viridiplantae; Streptophyta; Lycopodiopsida; Selaginellales; Selaginellaceae
Exons: 2
Coding region: 29-463 (144 amino acids)
Source: RefSeq, a predicted model, not a curated record
CAGAGAAGGGGAAAAGAGCGGCAUUGCGAUGAAUCGCGAUCUCCACGCAGGGCAAAUUCUCUGGCGCCACAUCGUAUGGCGCACCAGGGAGUCCAAGGUGUUCUUCGCCGGCUUCAUGGGAGCGUGCCUCGUGGUGCCGUGGGUGGUGGCCGAGGGAUUCAUCUGGGCGUCGCGGCGCAAUGAGGAGAAGCUCAACAAGGAGCUUGGCCAGAGGCCCAUGGGCGUGUCAUCGGACAUGUCAAAGGUGAAUAAAGAUCGCCUCCAGGAGCUUCUGGACGAUGUGAAGAACAAGCGCGAUAUCAACGAUCGCUACGCCGCGGCGCUGCGUGGCCAGAUCAUGACAGGGCCUCCGGAAGCUCGAGUUCUUCACAAGGGAGGCGGCACGACUUUGCCACCGAUUCCAGCUCCAAGCCCAGUCCAGGCAGCGUCUAGCAAGCCACAGCCAGCAACACAGACGGCUUGAGUUGAUUCAUAUCCUUCUUUUCAUCGUUUCUUCUUCUUUGUUCUUCACUGAGAAUGUUUGCUGGAGUUUUUCCAGGAUUAUCGAUCGCUAUGUUCUCGGCAUUCCUUUGAAUGGAUCAUACGUUUAAAGCUCA